Molecule: messenger RNA, 10456 nt
Organism: Megalopta genalis
Lineage: Eukaryota; Metazoa; Arthropoda; Insecta; Hymenoptera; Halictidae
Gene: Shrm
Product: shroom
Biological process (GO): cell morphogenesis; actin filament organization
Cellular component (GO): adherens junction; cortical actin cytoskeleton; apical plasma membrane
Molecular function (GO): actin filament binding
Source: RefSeq, a predicted model, not a curated record
AUCUCUUGUUACGAUGCUCAGCGUAUUUGUUGCUGUUCGGUACGUUCGAACACCUUUUAUUUUGUACACGACACCGGCUCGAUACUCGCUGAACGUGCACAGAGAAAAAUGUUGUUAACGUGUAUCCCGGAUGGCGGGGACGUUGGUUACACGAUGACGGAACUGCAGCCGUCGCCGCCAGGAUAUCGAGUCCAGGAUGAGGCCCCGGGCCCACCUUCCUGUCCUCCGGGCCCGUACAAGUACGCGAGUCACGGCCACGGGGCCGAGCCUACCAAUUUCAAGAGUGCCACGUCGUAUCCUCCGGAAGGCUAUGCCCUCAAGCAGAGUCCGUCACGCGCGGCGCUAUCUAACGAGUACUAUAGGCGCAGAAACGACGGCAGGAGGUCCGCGGAGGAGCACGAGCCUGCCAACAACCCGGCUAAGAAAGCCACGGCUCCCGGUUACAACGAAAGUCACAAGAAGAAUACUGCUGGCUACAAAAACGAUAGCGGAUACAGCGAGAGCGUCGGAUUUGACAGUUUCACGCUGCCUCUCAACGAGAGAGACGAAGCAUCACCACCGCCAACGCCACCAGUCCGAGACGCUUCCAGCCUCAAAGGUGUCUGCUAUGGGCCUGGCCACGAGAAGUACCCAUCGUGGCCCAGCGCGCCGGAGAGACACCCUGACGAGGACGUUCACGGCGCAGGUCACAACAGCGGAUCCCAUCGUUCCAAGUCCUGGACCGAUCACACCAAUUACCCGAAGGAGAAGCCAGCCCAAUACACCAGACCGCACACGAAGAGGCCCAAUCCUGCGUUCACGCAGCAGCUGAAGACCGUCAUGGAGCGCUGCGAGAAGAUCCCAGCGGAGACUUUCGAGUCGCGGAACAGGGCCAAUGUGGAAGAGGAGCCGAGAUUAUGGCCCCGCGUCGAUCGCGAGGGAAAAGCGCUGGGUGACGAAGAGUAUGUCGUCCCGUCGCCGCCGGAACGCGAGCAGCAAACCGCUCAGACCCUCAGCCAUGCUGAUCUGGAAGCUUAUGUUAGGAGCUACCAGGAUCCCCAAGUGUCCCAGGUGGACAUAUACAGGGAGGCCACACUGACACAAGCAGGUCUCGAGGAGUACACGAGGGUGCAGCACUCUCAACAAGCCAGCUACGCACAAUCCGAAGGCUACCACAGUUAUGUUUCCAGCGUGGACUCCACGACGAACACCCCGUUCCUCGACAGAUUACGGAGAGACAGCGAGGCAGUGGCACAAAGGCCAACCUCCACCUGGGAGGACACCUCCAGAGAGGGGAGAGACAGCGUGGUGACCACCUCGAGCGGCAGUGCCUCGAGCAGCGAGACCCUGAAAUGGCACGGCUCGAUGUCGGACGUGAGCGUGUCUAGCGGUCUACCGGCUCGGCAGAGUACGUCGGAUCGCUGGCACCACGGUUCAAUGUCGGAUGUCAGCAGCGUGAACGGCGGGAUUCUGCCGCAAAAAUCGAGCAACGGUUGCCACGACAAGUGGCAGGGUUCUAUGAGCGAUGUGAGCAGCACCGGGCUCUCCCCGACCACGAAGGGCAGACACAGCGAGAAAUGGCCCGACAAGUGGCAGGUGACGAUGAACGACCGCAACAAGCAGAACCAGGGCAGAUCCAGCUUGCCAGCAGUGAUCAGCCAUUGUAGCUCGUCGACGAACGUUGCCGACGUUUCGACGGUGCGAGAGAGCAAGUGGCAGGAGUCGAACAUCGACGAGGAGUCGCUGGAUAAAUCGCAGGCGAGCUCCGAAUGGGACGGUUCCAUGCGGAUCGAGAACGAUAAAUAUGGAUCGCUGGCGCAGCCUAUGCCGCAGAGCCCUAUUCGCCAGCAGCCGACGAGUCCCCAGAGUCCGGAGACCUGGAACCCGAUCCACGGGUCCAUGUCCGACGUCAGCCAGUCCAACGGACUGUCUUGCAGCAAGCAGCUGAUCGCCCACAGCGCCAGAGUGCAGACUCCGCAGAGACAUCAUUCGGAGAGCGUCCUCUACUUGGAUCGCGAGAGGAACCAGCGAAAACUGUACCCUGUCAGCACCACGCAGCCCCAGGAGCCUGCGCAGACCACGAGAAUCUCUUCGACCCAGCCGCCCCAGAUGUCCGUGGCAGAGCGCAUAAACGAGCUAGAGAAGCAGCAACAGCAGCAGAUGCGCUAUACCUACCUAGACCCCGAGAAACGUCACCGCGUCUCCGAUCCUACGCUGAAAGCUAUCCAGAAAAAAGCAUUAUUGUCUUUCUACGAGCGUCAUCACCAAGCUUCUUGGCGGUCCGAGCCACAGUUGGCCCAGGGAACGGCUCCAGCCCCGCAGAGUCCGCCGCCGCAGCCGCCGCCCCGUCCCAGGCCGUCGUCCUCGAGACGAGCUAGCUCCGCUUCCGACUAUGCCAGCGGUGCCUGGCGAGAGAACGCAAACAGAAGUCAGAGCCAGGGCAACGGGGACCUGCCGAGUCCCAAGCACCAGCACAGCAACAGCUGCGGCAGCUUAUCCACGGAUUUGCUGGGCCCGGUUAUCGUUGGGCCGGCUAUAUCCAUCGACGACUGGGUGCCGGAAAGGCCACCGAAGAAGCCGCACUUGAGGAACGCGUACAACGACCGGGUUCCUAGCCCAGACUUGCCUCCGCCCUCGCCUCCGACGGUCACCGAGAACGAAGUCCACGACUGCGACGACCCUCUGCCGCCUCCGCCGCCGGAACUCAGCGAGGACUGCUUCGCGGACUCUCAGAGGAAGUCUAACCACCAUCCGGAAGAGUCGAAGGCUCGAGACAGGUCCUGCGAUAGACACAAGCUGGAGAGACACUCGAUGAGAAGAUCCAAGCACGGUAACAAGAGGGAGCACGAGAAGUCCGCGUCUUCCGGGAAGUCAUCUCCGAACUCUCCGACGAAGACUCCGCAGGAACAGGAUCACCAGUUCGUGAGAGCCACCAUAGCCCUGAAACACGCCGAGUCGGAGCUAGUUCUUGAGAACGGCGUCUCCGCUGGGUUCGCUACUCAUAGAAUGGUGGCCACAGGUAGGUCCAGCUUGAGAUACCCCUCUACGCAGAAGCUGAUGGUGAACGGAAGAGUGACGCCGGCGAGGAGGAUAUCCGAGGAGCGCUCGUUCGCCAACAGACCCCCGGCGCAGCUGCCCGAUCUCAUUUCCCAGCGGUACAGCGACUCCGGGAACCAGAGGCCGGCACCACAGGUCCCGGUAGAGCCGAGGAUCAUCAGACAGGAGUCUAUGAGAGUGGACAGUUCCAGGCUGGACGUCUCCGGCCUGCUGAGAAACGAAUCUUCCCAGAGACUGGAGUCGUCUUCCGGCCAGAGACCUCAGCCCCAGGUGCCCAAGAGCGUCGACAAGAGUUCCUCCGGCAAUCAGGCCAACCAAUCGGCGAGACCGAACUAUCUACCUGUUCCCGAGAACCAGAAGAGCGCCUCCAAGUACCUGGAAGCUGGAGGCCACGGCUUCUCGAUCGGUAGUCCGGUGAAGACCGGCUACGAGGCCAACUCGAAGAUGUUCCCGGCGGAGUCCAGUCCUCAGAAGUACCACGAGCCGCCGAAAUACGUGGCGAACCAUCACCAACGCCAUGGGGACGCAACGCAGAGGAACUACUACGCCCUGCCGCCGAAGUACAUCGACGCUCCGAAGCAGAAACCUCAACCACAGUGUCCCCCCGAAAGAUUCAGCGGCUCUGGGUCGCCUAGUUCGCCGCCCCCGCCGCUCGCACCUCGACAGAACACGCCUGGAAGGAAGUCGCUGCCACCGCCGCCGAGACCUGCACCCCCGCAUGCUGUCCAAGGGAGCCAGUCGAAGGCCUCUUAUCUGGCGUACCGCCGGGAGCGCGGGGCGCCCGAUAGCGAGGGCAGCUACAAGAGGACCAUGUCGCCAACGUCCCGAUUAGAGGACUGGCCACCGCCGCGGGAUCACGACGACCCGGUUCUGCUGCGCGUGACGCCUCAUCAUCAGCUGCAGCAUCAUCACCAUCACCAUCACAACAAUCACCAGCCGGAGCUGUCCAAGUCGCACAGCGUGGACGCGCUUCAUCAUCGGAUAGAGGAGCGUGCCGCUCAGCAGCAGCAACAGCAACAGCAGCAGCAGCAACACCACUCGGCGGAGGUGAUCGGGAAGCUGUCGCACGACCUGAACAAGAAACUGCAAGCGAGCGACGCGAGAUCCCGGACCGCCGAGAACAAUAACAACGACAAUCUGGAAGACCGGCAUCAGCACCACCAUCAUCAUCAUCAUCACCAUCUGGAGAAGAGGCAGCAGGAGAAGAGGCACGAGUACGAGCAGCGAAGAGACAGACUGUCGCCGCAGAGCGUCGAGGUCCUUAACGACAGGAACCGGCAGCUGGAGCGGGAACGGAGGAAGCUGGCCGCUAGCUGCGAACCCCUACCUCAGAACAGAGAGAAGCAGCCCCGAAGCAUGGAGGCUCCGUCAUCGCUGGAGGAGGACUUCUUCCGCGAUCGGAGCGCAACGAUCGAGAUGACCUCGCAGAACAUUGAACUGUUGAACCGUCGCAACGAGAAGCGAGCGAACGCCAGCUCGACGUCUACGACGACGAUCGCCACGUGCAUCACGACGUCCUCGACUUCGACCACGAUGACGAUCUCGUCGGACAGCUGGCCACGUGGCAGCGAAGCGCAGACUUCUAUAGAGACCUCGCCCGCCUCGGAGAGGCCGCCGCCUCCGACGAGUUCGCCUCCGAGAUCGCCGGAUCAAAUCGAAGGGGAGAGCCUGAGAGGUUCGGCUCCUAGACGGUCCGGAAGCUGCUCCAGCUCGUCCUCGUCUUCGAGAUCGUCCGACCCGAGGAUCUCGCCGAGAAGUUUGUCGAGCAGCUUCUCGAAGAUCGAGGGAUCGCCUGCCAGCAGAAAGGUGUCGAGUCCGACGCAAACGGAGAACACCUCGAACAGGUCCGGCUCGCCGGCUCGCUCGAGCCAGAGCAACGAGGUCGAGCUGAGAGUGGAGAGGUCCUCCUCGGCCAAGUCCAGGUCCGGAGAACGCUCCUCCUCGUCCUCGUCGCCGAGGAGCUCCCCGGUUCAGGAGACCAAGAUCUCCCCGCCUGCGUCACCGUGCGUCUCUCCGCAGCCUGGCAUCGAGGGCCUGACCUUGGUGCAGAGAUCCGAGGUCGUUCUGCGGGUGAACACUGCUACCAGCGACGCCGCCUCGCAGACCGAUCUAUUGGAGACGUCGGAAGCCGAAGUCUGCACCAAAAGCCACGAGAUGCCUCUUUGCCGGAAGAAGCUGCCCGAGGAGAUCGAGUGCGAGGAACUGGGACGCGACCUGGCCAGCCAGCUGAAUCCUAACGACAAGCUGGUUUCUCUUCUGGUUCCAGCGCCGGAGCACAAGAAGCCCACCGACUACGUUUCCGGUCUGUUCAGGGUGGAGGCGACCUUGCAGCCGAGACCACGGCGCCGGCUGUCCCUCGAAGAGCCCGCGAGCCCGUGCUCUGAAAACGGGGCCGACGACGAGAAAAAACACGAGUCGAUACCCUCGAUACCCUCGACACCGGUCACCCCGAUCUCGGCCGAAUCGGUCAGCCCUUUGUCGUCCACGUCAGCAUACUUUACAACGUCCGAAGGAAAAGCCAGGUUCCUCACGAGAUACUCGAGGGACGUAACCGUCGAGGGUUUGCGUCAAGAGGAUGCAGCUACUGUUAUCCCAACGGACAGCCUCGAUCUCAGGCAGAAGAAGGAGGAGCUGAUGAUGAGGCUCGACAAGAAACUGGUAGUCCUGAGGGCCGAGCAGGAGGCGGUCAGGGAGGAGGGCGAGGUGAACGAAGCUCUGGGAUCGCGAGUUUCGACGCGGAUCUCCGCGGUCGCGAGACCCGCCGAAGCGUCGAAGUAUCGGCUUCACGUGGAGGAAGUCGGCAAGAUCACCAGCCUUCUUCUUGGCCUAAGUGGCAGGCUAGCACGUGCGGAGAACGCUCUUUACGGAAUGCCGGCCGAUCACGCUGAAAGGAAAAUCCUGGAGAGCAAGAGGGACAAGCUGGUGGACCAGCUAGAGGAGGCGAAGAUCCUGAAGAGCAACAUCGACAAGCGUAGCGUGAACGUCUCGACGAUCCUGUCGAAGUACCUGAACGACGAGGAAUUCGCCGAUUACCAGCACUUCAUCAACAUGAAGGCGAAGCUGAUCGUGGACGGUCGCGACAUCCAGGACAAGGUGAAGUUCGGCGAGGAGCAGCUAGCCGCGCUGCGAGAGGCGAUCGACUAGUCCAUAACAAAUUUCCACCGAUCGUGCCGAUCGAGCGAAUCCAUUUCUCGUUCUUCGGUUUUGUUCUCUCGAGCCUCCACGACGACCAAAACGAUCGAGAAAGAUGAGAACAGGACUCGAUACAGUCGGGGCUCGGGCACGAGUUCUCCCGAGCGUCUGCGAAUCGGUGAACGGAAAGUGAUAAUACGAACCGAUAGGCAUCGGUAGCUUGAUGUUAUUUUUUAACCGCUCUUUGUACAUAUAUAUAUUCGAAACGUCGAGGAGAGAGCAUUUUCGUCUAGCGAAAUUCUACUUGUCCAGCCCUCCCAGUUCUUGCGACCAAGAGAAGAGUUUUAUAUCGAUCCACGUCUGUGUACACUUUUCUGCUUUCGUACGGAGGUUGAGGAUCGCCCCGAUAGACGAUCUUCGAGAUACAGAGAGACAGCCGUAAGUGCCUAGUCGAUGCCGAGCUCGCGUCAUUUGUUACCCGCGGCUCGGUGAAACGAGGAGAAUGCUAUCUUGAAGAACGAGGCUGCGAAGGAACUGUUGUGCUACCUUGCGCCACGCAGACGCUGUCUGGAGUCCGUACUUUCCGUUUAAACUCGAGCGAUGAUUUCUUGUGAUAGUUUGGCUAGUGAAGUUGAAGACUCCGAGAGAAGCUCUAGACCAUUCUGUGCCUAAACGGGAAUCAAAAUUUUAAUAUUAAUUUCGAUCGUUCGCUCGUCGAGUUUACGCGUUCAUUUAAAUUGGUUCUAACGUAUAAAAAAUUUUUGAACGAUAGAAAUAUAGAUUCUAUCUGUCGGUAGGUGUCUUGUGUGGGCGUUGAAGUCUCCUAGAAACUCUAGAAUAUUCAGUGUCUAAACAGGAAUCCAAAUUUUAAUAUUAAUUUCGUUCGUUCGCUCGUCGAGUUUACGCGUUCAUUUAAAUUGGUUCUAACGUAUAAAAAAUUUUUGAACGAUAGAAAUAUAGAUUCUAUCUGUCGGUAGGUGUCUUGUGUGGGCGUUGAAGUCUCCUAGAAACUCUAGAAUAUUCAGUGUCUAAACAGGAAUCCAAAUUUUAAUAUUAAUUUCGUUCGUUCGCUCGUCGAGUUUACGCGUUCAUUUAAAUUGGUUCUAACGUAUAAAAAAUUUUUGAACGAUAGAAAUAUAGAUUCUAUCUGUCGGUAGGUGUCUUGUGUGGGCGUUGAAGUCUCCUAGAAGCUCUAGAAUAUUCAGUGUCUAAACAGGAAUCCAAAUUUUAAUAUUAAUUUCGUUCGUUCGCUCGUCGAGUUUACGCGUUCAUUUAAAUUGGUUCUAACGUAUAAAAAAUUUUUGAACGAUAGAAAUAUAGAUUCUAUCUGUCGGUAGGUGUCUUGUGUGGGCGUUGAAGUCUCCUAGAAGCUCUAGAAUAUUCAGUGUCUAAACAGGAAUCCAAAUUUUAAUAUUAAUUUCGUUCGUUCGCUCGUCGAGUUUACGCGUUCAUUUAAAUUGGUUCUAACGUAUAAAAAAUUUUUGAACGAUAGAAAUACAGAUUCUAUCGAACGACAAGGUGAUAUCUGUCGGUAGGUGUCUUGUGUGGGCGUUGAAUUCUCCGAGCAGCUCUAGAAUAUUCAGUGUCUAAACAGGAAUCCAAAUUUUUAUAUCGAUCCUACGUCGAAGGUUACGCUUUCGGUGAAUUGUUUUCGAAGUCUAUCAAAUUUGUAGACUGUAAAAAUCGAAGUACAGAGUAGUAACAGUCAUCGAAUGUCUCGUGCGAGCGUUGAAGUCUCCAGGAUAGCUCGGGAAACCUUCGAUGUUCCGCAGAGAUUCGAGCGCGAACGUUAAAUCCAACCGAUUGUCUGUAAAGUUUACAUGUUUUGUUAAAUUGUGUUCAGUGUCUGCGAAAUGCUUAGGUGGUAAAAAUCCUAGGUUCGGGCGGUUUAACCUUGCUCCGAUGUAACAAUCGUGACUUAAGUGUCUAAUGCAGCCGUCGAAAUUUCCGAACGACGAAGGAAAUAUCGAUGUACCGCAGGAAUAUAAAUUUUAGUAUUAAUUCCGGAGAGUUGUAUGUCAAGUUUACGCGUUCAUUAAAUCGUUCCCAGUGUUUGUAAGAUUUGUAGGUUGCAAAAAUCGAGAUAUUCGAAGCGACAGCUUGCGCGUUUUGUCUUUUUAGCAUAACAGUUCGAUCGCGGGGGCGCGAGCCGCGGGAUGAUUGACCUAGAAUUACUUCUGGUGCCUUCUUAUAUACGAUAUGUGAUAUAAGGGUAAGGAGUCACGUGGUCGUGAGAUGUGUCCGAACGAUAUGGCAACAAAGCGGCGUGUUGUGUAGCGUGUAUAUAUUAUAUAUUAUAAACGAAGAGAAAGGUAGUCGUUUAAGCGAUGAUACACUUGUAAGAAACACGUACACACGAACAAACGGAGCACACACGACGAAACACAGGUGGAGACACGCAUAACUCAGAAAACCACUCUACAUGCUCACGAUAUACAACGAUUAUUAUUAUUUUGUACGUUUUAUUCUAACCCCGGAGGCUCCCGUGAGCCUCUAUGACGCUUGUGAUCUUACUUAUCUUUGUACGGCCGAGCCAAGGACUCUCGAAACCAGGUGUCGAAAAAGGAUUUUCGAGCCUCCGUGGCGGUCUUAAGAAAAUUUUAUGCCUCGGUCGAAUUUUCGAACUUGUUUUACCCGUUGCUCCCUCCACCCUCUGUCCGAUGUACCCUCGUUCUCAACCCCUAUCUCUACGCUUCCUGUCUUCUCCGUCGGUGAUCGUCUCGCGACCGUCAUGGCCGACCUCGACGACCAAUCCGGGAAGAAGACCUUAGACAAAAUUCGAAGGGAUGGGUCCUCCGGUUCUUUGAGCUCGUUAAUGAGACAUUUAUACGAUGCAACAAAGACUCCGAGAUGGAAUCUGUCCUCUUACACGCCCCUGCGAACGGCUCGCCGUCGUAAAAACUUUGGUGAAAUAUAUCACGAUCGAGCGACGCGAAACUUCUUCGCAAAGGUAAUUGGUACAGAUUAAACAUUGUAUACUGUGACUGCUACAGUCGUUGAAGCUUCUAGCAUAUUCCGAUUGAACACGUUGAUUCGUCUAUUUUACGAAAUUAAAUUCUAUGGUCGAAAAGCUGCGAUAACCAAGAUUCACUGAGAUCAAGUACUCACUGUGAUAGACUCUAACUUUAUAAUGUAGGUUUCACGCAUUAACAGUAACAGUUUCAGUCUUCCUGUCUUAUAAUUCUACAAAUCAUAGUCAACUUUCGGAAGUGAUUCAAUGACUUUCUUUAUUCAAACACAUGUUAUAAAUCAUUGCAAUUUUUCUCAAGAUAAAACGUGUCAGCCGCUUUGAAUGGUCUCGGUGGGUCUAAUGUUAAAUUCAAGGGAUCCAUGUAGCAACAACGUGUUCAAAAAUGAUUGCUGCAAGCUGAAAUUGGAGAAAAUGACAAAACACGUCUGCAGUAGUCGUCGAAAUUUGUUGGAUAUUUGAAUUUGCUGAAACUGCUCGUGUCGCGGAGAAGAAUUAGCAGAUAUUUACAUCGAAUUUGGUAUACACGCGAGAUCGCGUAGUGUUGAAAGAUAUCGGUGAGCCGUGUCGCGAGGAUCGCGAGGGAAAAUUGUCUGCGCGCGUGAAAGACUGAGCACAGGGCAUAAAAUUUCGCGACACAUUUAUAGUCAGUUUCUGUUCCUCGUUUGUUUCUCGCGCCUAUACAACGGCGACACUGUAAUCUCGCCAACCGGAAGCCGCGUUUCCGUAACGUGCUGGCAAGCAACGUUAUUUAUUAUUUCGAUCAUCGCGGUGGAAGGUAAAUAAAACCAAUUGUAUAUAGAAGAAGAAGAAGAAGAAGAAAAAGAAGAAGAUGGAGACAAGAUGAAGAGAGAAGAAGUUUCUCGUCCGAUCAACGGGGAGGAUCGACGGAGAAGAUGAAGACGACGAAGAAAAUGGAAAAAAACCAUGGUGCUCUGCAUAAUCUAUUUUUUACGAGAAGAAACGUUCCAUUAAUCGUGUAGGCUAUUUACUUGUAGCUUAAGAUCAUUACUAUUUAAUAGUGAACCCACAGUGUACAUACUCUUCUUCAGCAUACAAGUUUAGUUUUUAACGUGAUGCGAGGAGGAACCCGAUUUUUUGAAAAGGGCUCGUUUACACACUUCCAGUUAUACAUGCUCGUAUGCGCGUCACACUCAUUAAAUACACACACGUACACGUACACGUACCACACGCGUAAACGACGGCGCUAGGUCGUCGAUAGUCUGACAAUAUUAUCGCAUAUUUCGAAUGUAUUACGAAAUCAUUACGAUAACUACCUUUCCCAAACUCGCUUGCAAUAAAUAACACGUUGGAAAUUAA